Molecule: messenger RNA, 2520 nt
Organism: Daktulosphaira vitifoliae (grape phylloxera)
Lineage: Eukaryota; Metazoa; Arthropoda; Insecta; Hemiptera; Phylloxeridae
Exons: 9
Coding region: 315-1901 (528 amino acids)
Biological process (GO): cellular response to calcium ion; regulation of calcium ion-dependent exocytosis; calcium-ion regulated exocytosis
Molecular function (GO): phosphatidylserine binding; SNARE binding; clathrin binding
Source: RefSeq, a predicted model, not a curated record
UCGAUAAACACACUUUUUAAUAUAUUCUUGUUAUUUUUAUUUUGCACAUUUUACAUGAUAUGAUAGGGGCCCACGCUAGCGUUUGCCUAUAUUAUGUAUUUACACAGUUGACCGAAACAUCUGUCUGCAACGAAUAAAGCCGAAUGUAUAAUCGAAAAAACUAUUUUCAAGUGAAUAACUAAUAUGGUUUACCUGUGAAAUAAGAAUGAUAAUAUUGUUUUUAAAUUGUAUAAAGUAAAUCAUAAUUGAUAGUUUUCGAGAAAUCAUGUUACGUAGAAUAUUGUGACAGUUCAGUUAGUAUUUAUCUAAAAAAUAUGACAUUACAUUCUAAGGGUUGCUUUACAAUGUUCAAAAAUUGGUACCGGUGUUGCUUUUAUUAUAUUGGUAUUGGUCGUCAGCCUGAAGAUGUCGGUAUUAAUUUAGGAUUAUUACAAAAUGGAAAUACUAUUACAGGUAGCACCGAAUGUUACACUGUUCAAAAGAUUUCCAGUUUUGGAAGAGGCAUUUCACAUGAUGAUGACGGUAUCUCAGUGUCUGGAGGUGUUACAAGUGAAGGCGAAGAAGAAGACUUGCCACAAAAAUCGCAAAAUACAAUAAAAAAAAAAGGAAAGUGGAGUAAAGUUAUAAAAAAAACCAAAGAACCAAAAACUCCUGAUUCUUUUCACACUUUAGCUGGCGUAAGCAUGAUGAUGUUACAACCUAUUGCUUCUGGAGUUGGGUCAACAUCUACACCAGACCUGAGUAUAAUAUCAGUUAAAAAAGAAUUUUCAAAAAAAGAAGAAAAAAUGGAUUAUCUUUCUCCAGCAACUUGUAAAGAAAAUACAGGUUGGUUGAAAUCGCAGAGCAUGCAAGAUGUAACAUCAACAACAGAUUCAGAUAGUUUUGCUAUGUCAUCAGUCGUAAGUACUGGCGAAACAACGCCCUCUACUGUACGUUCUCUUCGAUUUGGAUCGGUUGCAACUUCUAUGAUGAAUGUUACCAGUAAAUUUACAUCAAUAAGAUCAAAAUCGAGUGAAACAGUAGCUAAUAAUUGGAGAAUAGCAGUAGAUAAUUUACAGUCUUCUGAUAUCAAUGCAUGUCAAGAUCAGGGAUAUGGAAAUAUUAGUUUUAAAGUUGCUUAUGAUCAACAAAUUAAAAAACUUUUUAUUCGUGUGGAUAAUUUGGAUGGCCUAGCGCCUAAAGGAAAAGAUAAACGACCUUAUAAAACCGUUUUAAAACUUACAUUACUGCCACAGGAAAAAACAACAAAAACCAGUAAAACAAUAGGAGCCGCUAUGAGUCCAGUGGUCAACGAAGACUUCUAUUUAAGCACUAAAAGUAUAAACAAUAAAGUUCUUAGAAUUUCAGUAUAUGAUCACGAGAACCAAGGAAAAUAUGAUGCAAUCGGUCAUGCAUUACUUUUUUUAGAUGAUUUAACGCUAUCAAAUGAUGGAGCACAGACUCUAAAACUUUACAAGAAUUCGUGGCCUAAAGAAAUGAAUAAUUCAAAUUUACGCAUUACACUGUCUUACAAAAAAGAAAGAGAAAUUUUACGUAUAGUUGUUCAUGAAGCUGCAAAUCUGAUUUUACCUCAUGAGAAGUCCAGAACUUUUGUCAAAAUUACUCACUUUAAUAAAGGAAAAAAACACAAGGAAUAUCAGUCACCUUCAGUACUCAACACUAUAUGUAAUCCUGAUAUAAUUUAUUAUGAGUUUACUGCAGAUAUUCGCAUGGAUAUGAAUAUGGCUACAAAUGGUUAUUUAGUAAUUUCGUUAAAAGAAAAAGGUUUUUUAAAAAGUAAUUUAGGUAGAGUAAUAUUUGGACCUUUAUUAUACACAGAGAGAGGUUAUGACUUAUCACCAUGGGGUAAAGCAAUUCUAACUAGAGACGGUGUUUCAAGCACAUUCAAAUUGUACUCCUAAAUUAUUAAGAUUUAAGAACAAAACGUAAUUAUAAAUGAUAAUAAUUACUUAUAAUUUUAGAUAUGUGCCUUAUAUAUUCACAUUUUUUAAAAUUAAUUAAUUAAUUUAGAAAAAUUAAUAUUGUUUCUUUUUGUAUUAAGUUUAAGUUGCGCGUGUUUUAGAUUGUAAAAUUUAAGCAUAGCCUUUAACUAAUUUUAGAAUAAAAAUAAACGUAAAUAUCAUCAAAUAUUGUAAUUAAAUGUCUGAUCAUAAGUAAAAAAACUGUAAUACAUAAAUAAUAGUAAUAGGAUAUGGUGAAUUAAAAAUUGAGAUAAUCUCAAUGACAUUAGAUAACAUUAAAGGUAUGUCGAAGAUAAGAGUACAAGAAAUAAAAAAAGAGGAGGUUCAACCUAACAAUUAGUGUAAUGACAGUAAUGUUUUUGAUGAAUAAUAAUAUUAAAAAAAAUGUAAAUUAAGAAUAAUGAUGUAAAAUUGAAGAGUCGAACUAUUUUUGUUAGAUUGCGUGCUAAACAUGACAAUAAAUUUUUAAGUACCAUUUACAAUAAAUCAAUUUAUAAAAAGUUUAUAUUUCUUCUUUUGUUAAUUUUUUGUUUGAAAAUAAAUUACUAUUAAGGUACUA